Dendrobium catenatum is the source of this 1063-nucleotide messenger RNA. RefSeq lists its product as uncharacterized. NCBI's taxonomy places the organism in Eukaryota, Viridiplantae, Streptophyta, Magnoliopsida, Asparagales, Orchidaceae. The transcript is spliced from 3 exons. The record is from RefSeq and is a predicted model, not a curated record. The coding region runs from base 724 to 1029 and encodes 101 amino acids.
UUCUCCGUUUACUUGACUUACGAAGACUUUGGCCUCGUUUGUUUCUCCGUCUGAGAUUUGAAUCGGCGAAAAAAUGUUUAUUUUGCAGUUUGGUAACACGGUUUCUUCAAAAUAAUUUCCAGUGAACCUCCAUAUUCUGCUGAUUGGAUAAAAAAAAUUUCCAUUUGCCGGUCUGAAAGCUUCUCAAAAAACAGAAAUAGGGCCCGCAAAUCAAACGAGGCCUUAAAAGCUCCGUUAAAAACAAGAAAACAGAGCCGGGAAUCAAACUAGGCCUUUCAGUCGUAGCUUCGUUUUCUCUCUCUCUCUCUCUCUCUCUCUCUCUCUCUCAGUUAUUAGAGACUAUCUAAUCUUCAUCUCUUCCAAUCAAUUUCCGAUUCUCCUACCAUUCAGUUGUUCUGCUCUCUCUACCUUGAUCAUUGGGGCAAUGGCGGAAUGGUUUGUUGGUCCAAUCAUGGACAAGAUCAUCAACACUUGCUCUGAUUACCUUGAAGAUUACAGUAAAGAUUACUUUAAAGAUUACCUUAAAGAUCAAUUCAGAAGGCAGACAGGCAUGAAGGAGGAUCUUGAAAGGCUGCGAGAGAACCACCCCAAGAUCCAAGCUGUCGUCUUUGCCGCGCUAACCAAGCACAAAUUAGUGAUCAGAACCACCCUAUCAACAAAUGGAUAUGACAGCUGCGAGAUGCUAUUGAUGAGGCAGAUGAUGUGAUCGAUGAGUUGGAGUACAUGAAGCAUAAAGAGCAGCUGACCAAAAACACGGAAGAAACAAAGAAAAGAAAGUUCACGAGUUUCCUAUAUGAAAUUCCUUGUAAAAUUCUCAAAAUUGGCGAGCGUGUUAUCAAAAGAGAUCCCAACUUGAAGCGACUAGAGGAGGCUGUGCAGAAACUUGAUAAAGUUUCAGCUGAUGUUACUACUUUCCUUCGUCUUUUAGACAGCGUGAAGCAGGAACAGAAGGAGCAGGAGGUUGAUUUCUACAAAGCACGUGAAACAGGAUCCUUGCCAACUACAAAUGAUCUCAUUGGGCGGGGCUAGGAUAAGGAGUCUGUUGAGCGGUGAUUGAGGAAGC